GAGGGAGACAGGCAGGUUUCGAGGCAAUUUUCUUCCUUUUUGUCCCAUUCUCUGCUGCCCUCCCCCAGCUCAAAACCUCUACCCAGAGCCUGAGGCACUCACAGGGAUUUAUCAGGAGAUCUCUUCCUUUCGAGCAUCGUGUCACUGCCAGACGCACCACGGGCUGCAGAGCGGUCGGCAUCACCGUGCACAGCUCUCCCCUUCCCACAGGAGCAAGUGAUGCUGCGGUGGAGACCCUGUCAGGGGAGAAAAGUGAUGCUCGACAGAGCCCUGCACAGUCCCACCUCGCAGCUGGAGCCGAGGGCACAGGGGAGGUUUCCAACGCACUGACCCUCCCCUCCAUCCCCAGGGAGGCUGGUUUUGGUGUUUCUUCUCUAAACAAAGGGACAUUGGUUGAUGGAUCUUUUACAUUGAUUUCUCUCCAAGCGAUAGAAAGGAAUGCCUGGAAAGCUCAAGCAGGAAGCUUAGCUGCUUUAACCCUGCCUCCACAGCUCCCCGUUAACUGGGAUUAAAGAAAGUCAACUAAUGCUUCACAGCACCGGGAUUUCAACAGCACGGAGCCUCCCGAGGCAGAGAGCCGCGACGGCAAAUCCAGCAGGAUCUCAAAGCAGCCGCUGCGUCUCCCCGCGGAUGCCGUUUAACCCCGGAUUUGUGAGCAUCCCACUUUGGAAAAUCAGCUGGAAUCCCAUCGCUGACUUCCCUUGAUGGACGGUGAGCGCUGCCAGCCAAACCCUUGGCUCCUCACUGCCCGGCUGCCAGCACCAGGGCUGGGAUAGGGAAAGUCUUUUCCCAUGCACGGGGCUCCCAGCAGAUUCCCGGCGCUCCCAGCCCAUCCCGGCUGACCAGCAGAUGAUCCAGUGUGUUUCCCUAAGAGAGGUGCGCUGGGGGAACAAGGGCUAGGACACGAAGGUACCUGUAUUGUUUUGUGAUUCCUAUUUGUGGGUGAAUGCUGUAAAUAUGAGCCAAGAAGAUUUAAAAGAGGGUCCCUGAGCCACGCGACUGAAUUCAUUUGCUUUUAGACAAAAUGCAGCCAGUUUUCAGCCUUUUACAGGCAGGAACACAAUUUCUUUCCUAUGCCAAAGACUGACUGCGUUUGCUCUCCUGCUUUACUUCUACCGUGGAGGAUAUCGAAGCAAGAACAUGUACAGUGAAUUGCUAAACUCAACCAGUGCCACUGAAGCUCACCUCAUUCAGACCAACACGCCCUACCUGAGCAGCACGCCGAGACCCGUGAGCUCCUCCGCUCUCUACAUGUCCACAGCCCGGGUGUUAAAAGAAGGGGAAAUAAAUAAGCCAGACCUGGUGACUUACAUCAUCCUGUUUUUCUUUCUGUUCUUGACUGUGACAUUCAUUGUGCUCUUCAUUAACUGCCAGCUGAAAAACUCUUUCUUUGCUACUCUUCCUUACGACAGAUCGCUGAGAGAAGCCAAGAGCCCGUGGAGGACACAAGCUGUCUGACACUAGAGAGCAACGAUGGGUUUACAUCAGUAGCAGGCACCUGAGCCCCUGUGCGAUAAGGCGUUAUCUCCAUGUGUUGCUGGAUGGAUGCGACCCUCUUUAAGAGGAAUAGGCAGCAUCGCAGGAAAAGAUCGCUGAGCAAUAUGCUGUGUGCAAACGGGAAUAGGUGUAAAUAAAAAGCUCUGUUAUGAACUCGAUAGAAUGCUUUAGCUAAUUUAUGCAGUUUUGUGCUACAAAAUCACCCAGUGAUUCCAGAUUAAGCUCUAUAUGUAUGCAAAUGUCAUCAUCCACCCAUUCAGUGUCCAUACAAGGAUAUUUGCAUUAACAACCAUCUCUGAUUCGGGCAUCUGGUGGAGCUUGUUACCCGCGUUUAUGAAACCAUAGCAUCAAAUGUAAAACAACCACAGUAUAUUUACCUAACAGUUCCAUGCUGAGGGUAUGAGUUUACUUUCCAGACCCAUUUUUCUCCACUGCUGCUGUAAUGCAGUGGGAGCCCUGCCAGGCAGGAGGAGGAAAGGAAAAAAUACUUAUUUAGACUUUUGAUUGUGAUUCUGUUAAGAUUGGGGGUUCUUUGGUGUUUUACUGCAUCAUCGAUCAGGGUUGAAGUUAAUAGCUUUGUGAAGCACUAAAUACUUGAAGGAAUUUAUCUUCAACCUUCUUAAGCUACAAAGGAAAUGACUUGCCAGGGCAUGAAACCAAAAUAAUCAGGAUGGGGAGAAGGAAAGAGAGAAGACAAAUACCAUUAACAGCAUGUAAACUAAGGAAAGAGGAGAG
Messenger RNA from Pezoporus flaviventris, 2232 nucleotides. RefSeq names its product small integral membrane protein 32 (gene SMIM32). Lineage: Eukaryota; Metazoa; Chordata; Aves; Psittaciformes; Psittacidae. The coding region runs from base 1141 to 1458 and encodes 105 amino acids. The transcript has a single exon. The record is from RefSeq and is a predicted model, not a curated record.